AUGACUGAUACAGAAAAAGAACGAGAACCGUCGUUGAAACCAUUCCCAUCCGGUGGCCAAAAUAGCAAAGCCAACCUCAGCGAACCGGUCAAAGAUCACAGAAGGAGACGCUCCUCCAGUAUAAUAUCGCAUGUGGAACCCGAGACGUUCGAGGAUGAGAACGACCAGCAGUUGUUGCCCAAUAUGAACGCCACUUGGGUGGACCAACGAGGUGCCUGGAUCAUCCAUAUUGUGAUUAUUUUACUGCUCAAGAUAUUCUACAACCUGUUCCCUGGCGUGACGACCGAGUGGUCGUGGACGCUUACAAACACUACCUAUGUUGUCGGCUCCUAUAUCAUGUUCCAUCUGAUAAAGGGCACGCCGUUUGACUUCAACGGCGGGGCCUACGACAAUCUGACCAUGUGGGAGCAGAUCAACGGAGAGACACUUUACACGCCAGCGAGGAAAUUUCUAAUAUUGGUGCCCAUUUCGUUGUUCCUGGUCAGCACGCACUAUUCACAUUACGAUCUAAAGCUUUUCUCAUGGAACUUUCUAUUGACUACGGUUUUGGCUGUUGUGCCAAAGUUGCCCGUUACUCACAGACUAAGAAUUUCGAUCCCCGGCAUUACUGGACCAGCACAGAUCAGCUAA
Molecule: messenger RNA, 630 nt
Organism: Zygotorulaspora mrakii
Lineage: Eukaryota; Fungi; Ascomycota; Saccharomycetes; Saccharomycetales; Saccharomycetaceae
Exons: 1
Coding region: 1-630 (209 amino acids)
Biological process (GO): intracellular sphingolipid homeostasis; negative regulation of ceramide biosynthetic process; ceramide metabolic process
Cellular component (GO): endoplasmic reticulum membrane
Source: RefSeq, a predicted model, not a curated record